Messenger RNA from Sphaerulina musiva SO2202, 1887 nucleotides. Its product is annotated as nitrate transporter CrnA. Gene Ontology annotation, biological process: nitrate transmembrane transport; nitrite transport. The record is from RefSeq and is a predicted model, not a curated record. Gene Ontology annotation, cellular component: membrane. NCBI's taxonomy places the organism in Eukaryota, Fungi, Ascomycota, Dothideomycetes, Mycosphaerellales, Mycosphaerellaceae. The transcript has 3 exons. Gene Ontology annotation, molecular function: nitrite transmembrane transporter activity; nitrate transmembrane transporter activity. The coding region runs from base 247 to 1761 and encodes 504 amino acids.
UGGGCAGGCCCUCCCAAGAGCUCUUGAGUCGUGUCCGUGACAGCGUUUAUACAAACGACGGAGAUGUAUGUUCGUCGAGGCGUAAAGCUACACCGUGCAAUGCUGGGAGAGACUCAGCAGCCACGAAGAUAGCCAUAUGCCAUAAAGCAGCACCAUGACACUGUCGUUGUCGAACCGAGUUCUAGUUUCCAGUAUCCACUCUCCCAUCAUUCGACAACUUCUCCAUAUCCCCACUAGGUUGUCAAUAUGGUCACCCUCACGAGUCUGUGGAGUGCUCCCACAAUCAACCCCAUCAAUAAAAAGGCGAGAACCAUUCCAGUACUGAACCCAUUCAACCAAUAUGGCCGAGUGUUUUUCUUCUCGUGGUUUGGCUUCUUCAUUGCCUUUUGGAGUUGGUAUGCUUUUACACCAUUACUCAGUUUGACGAUCCGUCAAAACUUGAACCUCACACAAACGCAAAUCGCAAAUUCCAAUAUUGCUGCUCUGACGGGAACCCUCCUCGUGCGCUUCGUGGCUGGCCCUCUAUGCGACCGAUUUGGCCCGAGAUGGACAUAUAUCAUCAUCUUGCUGUCUGGCUCCAUACCCACAGCAAUGGCAGGACUUGUGAACAAUUGGCAAGGCCUCAUCGCUCUGAGGUUCUUUGUUGGGAUUCUCGGUGGCACUUUUGUGCCAUGCCAAGUGUGGUCCAUGGGAUUCUUCGAUAAGAACGUGGUGGGCUCGUCCAAUGCUCUGAUUGGGGGUUGGGGUAAUGCUGGAGGCGGUAUCACGUACUUUUUGAUGCCGCAGAUUUACGACAGUCUCCGCCUCGACCAAGGCCUCAGCUCGGAUCAGGCAUGGCGAGUAGCGUUCAUCGUGCCUUUCAUCUUGAUCGUCUCCACGGCAGCCGGCAUGUGGCUCUUCUGCGACGACACGCCCACCGGAAAAUGGAGUGAACGACACAUUGCCGCCGAACAGCUUCGGCAGCAAAUCGUGCAAAUUCCCGGCACCGUCCCCAGCGACUCCAGUCUCCCCGGCAGCGACAACAGCAAACACGACGUCAAAGGCGAAAAACUCGACAUGGAAGCGCACGUGACAGCUCCUGACGUCCAAACCGGCCAAACCCUCGACGCCGCCAAAGAAGAAGUCAUCCUCGCUCCCACCCUCCAAAACACCCUCCGCAUCCUCCGCUCUCCACAAACUCUCUUCCACUGCGCCACCUACGCCUGCUCCUUUGGCGGCGAACUCGCCAUCAACUCCUACCUGGGAGCCUACUACCAACGCAACUUCCCUUCCUUGGGCCAAACCAAUGCCGGCCGCUGGGCAGCCAUGUUCGGCCUCUUAAACGUCGUCACGCGACCCCUCGGCGGCAUCGUCGCAGACAUUCUCUACAAAUACACACACUCCCUCUGGAUCAAAAAACUCUGGAUCGUCUUCGUCGGAGUCGUUUCAGGAGCAUUUCUCAUCGCCAUCGGAUUAACAGACCCCGGAUCACAAGGAAUGAUGUUUGGUUUAAUUGCAGGUAUGGCAGUUUUUUUGGAAGCUGGGAAUGGAGCGAAUUUCGCCUUGGUGCCGCAUGUGCAUCCCCAUGCGAGUGGAGUGCUUUCGGGGACGAUUGGCGCUGUGGGCAAUUUGGGUGGAGUGGUGUAUGCGAUUGUGUUUCGGUAUCAUGGGACGGAUUAUGCGGAGAGUUUUUGGAUUAUUGGGAUUAUGGUUAUUGGGUUGAAUUUGAUUUUGUGUUGGGUGCAUCCUGUGCCGAGGAGUCAGAGGGUUGCGGGGAGGUAGGCCGUGAUGAUGAUGAUGAUGAUGAUUGCUUAUGAUGUUAAAGAAGGAGGGAGGGAGAAGAGAGAGAGACCGUGAGAUACCAUAUACCUUACCUUACCUAGACUUGCUAUUGAAAAAGAAAAUCAG